AUGAGCGCAGUUACAUGCACAGAGAUGUUAUCACACAUGUGGUAUGUACCAAAACAGAUUUUAUUAUCACUGCCAGUCAUGAUCAACAUGCUGAAGCUCGGCUAUUUUCCUGGACAGUGUGAGUGGAUAUAUUGCCCAGGAGAUGCCAUAUCUUCAGUUGCUGCUUCUGAGAAGAGUACAGGAAAAAUUUUCAUUUAUGAUGGACGAGGAGAUAACCAGCCACUUCAUAUUUUUGACAAACUCCAUGUAUCCCCUCUUACUCAAAUAAGACUAAACCCAGUUUACAAAGCAGUGGUGUCUUCUGACAAAUCCGGGAUGAUUGAGUACUGGACUGGACCGCCGCACGAAUAUAAGUUCCCUAAAAAUGUGAACUGGGAGUAUAAGACAGACACAGACUUAUAUGAAUUUGCCAAGUGUAAGGCAUAUCCAACCAGCAUAUGUUUUUCACCUGAUGGGAAGAAAAUAGCAACCAUUGGAUCAGACAGAAAAGUUAGAAUUUUCAGGUUUUUAACUGGAAAACUCAUGAGGGUCUUUGAUGAAUCAUUAAGUAUGUUUACUGAACUGCAGCAGAUGAGGCAACAACUACCAGACAUGGAAUUUGGCCGACGAAUGGCUGUAGAACGUGAGCUGGAGAAAGUGGAUGCUGUAAGAUUAGUUAACAUCGUUUUUGAUGAAACCGGACACUUCGUGCUGUACGGAACGAUGCUGGGCAUUAAAGUAAUAAAUGUAGAAACGAAUCGGUGUGUGCGGAUCUUAGGCAAGCAAGAAAACAUUAGAGUGAUGCAGCUAGCUUUGUUUCAGGGAAUAGCCAAAAAGCAUCGAGCUGCAGCUACCAUAGAGAUGAAAGCUUCUGAAAAUCCUGUUCUUCAGAAUAUUCAAGCUGACCCAACAAUAGUCUGUACAUCUUUCAAAAAGAAUCGCUUUUAUAUGUUUACCAAACGAGAGCCGGAAGAUACAAAAACUGCAGAUUCUGACAGAGAUGUUUUUAAUGAGAAACCUUCUAAAGAAGAAGUCAUGGCAGCUACUCAAGCUGAAGGGCCGAAGCGAGUUUCAGAUAGUGCCAUUGUCCACACAAGCAUGGGAGACAUUCACAUCAAACUUUUUCCUGUUGAGUGUCCCAAGACUGUGGAAAACUUCUGUGUUCAUAGCAGAAAUGGUUAUUACAAUGGGCAUACAUUCCACCGUAUAAUUAAGGGCUUCAUGAUUCAGACAGGAGAUCCAACAGGUACUGGUAUGGGGGGCGAAAGCAUAUGGGGAGGAGAGUUUGAGGACGAAUUCCACUCAACAUUACGACAUGACAGACCGUACACACUCAGCAUGGCCAAUGCUGGAUCAAAUACCAACGGAUCCCAGUUUUUUAUAACAGUAGUACCAACGCCUUGGCUUGAUAAUAAGCACACGGUGUUUGGAAGAGUGACUAAAGGCAUGGAGGUUGUGCAGAGGAUUUCUAACGUUAAAGUCAACCCCAAAACCGAUAAGCCUUAUGAGGACGUCAGCAUCAUAAAUAUCACUGUCAAGUAACUGCUUCUGUUACAGUCACAAGACAGUCUAUAACAACACAGGACUGUUUCACAUUGGGAAGUUUAAAACUUGCUGAAUAUGUAAAUCAUGUUUUAAAAUAUAAACACUGUAUUUUUGUAUUUUUACUUAAAGGCCUUUUUUUUUUUUUUUUUUUUUUUUAAAACACUGCCUUUUCUGGACUAUUUGUGAUUCUCAGGGGUAACAAAUUGAAAUGCACUAAAUUGAGGCAAAUAACAUUCUUUUAUAGGUCAAUUCUGUUACUAUGACUCGAAUUUGGUAUUAAAUAAUGGAUUCUUUUUAAAAAACAUACCCUCUUAUGUUUAGUGGUCCUUAAAAAGAUCAAAAGGUAUAUAUUCCUUAAUAUUAUAAAAUUCUUUUUCAAAUAUACGUGUCAAAUGACUGGUUAUUUGCUUUUCCUAAUGUAACUAAUCUUUCUUCUAUCAAGUUACAGCUUAAUUAAAUCUUAAAUAUACCAUCAAGAACAAUAAAGCUUAAUAUCUGACCGUAGAUCGGACUAAUAGAGAAAGGGUAGCUGUAAGCUGGCUGCAGUGGUUCAUGCCUGCGUGUAAGAGGUAGAGGCAGGUCAGCCUGGACUACAUAAUGCCAGAUAACAAUAAAUUGUCACAGUAAAUGAAUUUCAAGUCUACUGAUAUUCUUCUUCACGUCCCUUUUCCGUAACUGACUGCUAACAACUGAUGCUGACUUCAGACAGCCUCCUUCAGAAACGUAGAGGAGAACAUCUAUCUCAGCAGAGCUGUUUCAGGACCCCCGUUUCACCACUGGUCAUAGCAUCAUUUCACUUUGUAUGGAAAUGAAACCUGCAAGAUUGAAAAGUCUGUCUUGCCUUGCAAGUGAAAUGUGCUCUCCUUUUAAAACUAAUUUGAGCUUACUCCAUUAGUACCUUUGUUACAUUUACCUUCUUAACUACACGUGUUAAACUACCUAAUCUUGCUUUAUCUAGUCCUAAAGCCAUAAUGUAAAAUUGUGAUUAAUACUGCCAUCAAGUGGUAAUAAUGCCUCACUCCUCAAACAUUAAGUAUUUCACUUUCAGUGAAGAAUCAUAUGCAACUAAUGAAUUUUGUUUUCAGAUCAUUUUAUUUGAAAUAGGAACUCAUAUAUCCCAGUCUAACCUCAAAGUCUCUAUGUAGCUAGUGAUCCCAAGUGAUACUAUCACAGGCACAUACCAUCAUGCCCAGUUUAUGCUGUACUGCUGAUGCUUGAACCCAGUGCUUUGUGCAUGUCACCAAGUAUUCUACCAACAUGAUCCCAUUCUUAAUCUGUGCUCUCCUGGAUUCUCUAUACAGGUGUACGUCAGUCUUCACUGUUACCAUUUUGUAAAAUGAGAACUUUUCUAAUGUUGUGUAGGUAUUAUUCUUUAGUACAUACACUAGGUUUUCAAGCUCAGCAACCCCCUUUCUUGGUGGGGAUGGAAAUGGAGCCUAGGCCAUAAAACCACAGUAAUUAAUUACAAUGACAUGACCAUGCAAAUGGUCAUUUUAAAUGUUCAUUAUUGGGCUCGUGAGAUGGCUCAGUGGUUGUUAAGAGUGCCGACUGCUCUUCUGGAGGUCCCGAGUUCAAAUCCCAGCAACCACAUGGUGGCUCACAACCAUCCAUAAUGAAAUCUGAUGCCCUCUUCUGGAGUGUCUAAAGACAGCUACAGUGCACUUACAUAUAAUAAAUAAAUAAAUAAAUCUUUAAAAAAAAUGUUCUUUAUUUUCCUGUGAAACAAGGUUAAAUUAACCUUGUAUAUUAACCAUUGAAAAACUCAGGAAUUUUCACUCUUGUUUAUGUCAACAAUUCAAAUUUCCCUUCAGUUUUUUUUUUUAACCUUUUGUAUAUAUGUUAACUAUAUAUAAAAUAACGUAUUUCUAAACCUUUGCAUUAGCAAAUAAAACCUCUCUCAAACAUAA
This is a messenger RNA of Mus musculus (house mouse), 3431 nucleotides long. RefSeq names its product peptidylprolyl isomerase domain and WD repeat containing 1 (gene Ppwd1). Gene Ontology annotation, molecular function: peptidyl-prolyl cis-trans isomerase activity. Gene Ontology annotation, cellular component: spliceosomal complex; U2-type catalytic step 1 spliceosome; catalytic step 2 spliceosome. The record is from RefSeq and is a predicted model, not a curated record. The transcript is spliced from 10 exons. Bases 1 to 1521 code for a protein of 506 amino acids. NCBI's taxonomy places the organism in Eukaryota, Metazoa, Chordata, Mammalia, Rodentia, Muridae.